AUGACGUGGGACCGCAACGCGUUGAGCCAUUCCAAAUGCGGCCAGAAAAUUGAUAAAAUGAAUAUUUAUUUUCAAGAAGUUGAAAAAGGAGCUUUCUUUUCGGAAAAUCGCUCAAUUUAAGGCAAUUUUUUGAAUUGGAAGAUUUUUUCGAGGUCGAAUUUGAUCAUUGCUCGGCUAUUUUCAAGUUUCAAACGUUAUUUUUUUGUUUUUCUUUUUUUUUCCACAGCAAAUCAUUCAAAAUAAAUUUUGGAACGUCAUUUUUGAGAUCUGUCAAAAAAAGACCUUUUUUUCCAUUUUUUUAACUUUACGAAGCAGUAUCAGCAUUAGAGUUGAUUUAAAAAAAUCAUAGUUUUGUUUCAAAACUUUUUCCAAACGUCUUUAAUGUCGUAUCAGAUUCAAAGAACGGUUUUGAAAUUUAAAAAUAUCAAAAAGAAUAAUUGAAAGAAUAGUUUCCCUAGACGUGGGGGUGCUUGAGAGACAAGUUGGUCGGCCAGAAGGAAAACUUUCGUUUUUGGGAGCUCCUCCGUCUUCGUUCUUUCCUUUUUUCCUUCUUUUGACAACCCGCCCGGCCGCUCCUUCAAUCUUACGCCACCCGCCACUUUUCCUUCCUUUUUUUUUUGUUUUGUCUUUUCAAAUUGGUUAUGUUCCUUUUUUUCUGGCUUGCUAGUCCUCGAAGUUUCCGACAAAAUCCACUUUUUGAGCUUUUUUGGAAGGUUUUUUGUGGUUCAAAGUGACAAGUUUAGUGUUUUUUCGUGUUCCUCGGUUUCGAAAAAAAUGCCAAAAAUAUAUACUUUUUUUUCUAUCCUCGGCUUGAUCUAAAAAUUUUCAAAACUCCAAAAAAAAACUUUGAUGAAGACAAAAAGACUGCGAAAAGAGAAGAAAAAUGGAAAGGACUCAAAAAAGGCUGUUAAAUAAAAACGUCCGCGUCCUUUUAGAGACUUUUAUGGGCCCUUAAAAGGCCUUUUCCCGAUUUGCCUAUGAAAGACCGUCGAGAACUUCUUUUCCUUUGGUUUAAUGGUCUUUUUUCGAGUUUGAAACAGAAAAAAAACCGGAAAAAUAUAUUUCUUAGGAUUAAAAAGUCCCUGAAUUUUGAAGCAAAGAACUUUUUUUUGGUUUUAUAAUUAAAAAUUCGGUUCUAUCAGUAUAUUGAAAAUAUAUCUCGAACUUUAUUGGAUACAAAAAUUUCUUCCCUUAAUCCCCCAAUUACCCAUAAAAGGCUGUGACAAAUCUCGUUCAAAAUAAGAUUUUGAGCGAAAUUAAAUGACUUUUUCCAACACCUGCAAGCCUUUAUUUCCGCUCAGUUCUGUUUUCAGCCUUUUCUUCUCCCUUUUCAGUAGGAGUUGCCUACUUUCUCCGAACAACAACUAAUUGCCAACCAAAUGUUCGUUCUCAUCUUUGAAAUGGAGAAAUUUCUCGAUUUCGAAUCAUUUUUCCUUUCCUUUCCUUUUCUCUUUCUUUUCUUUUUUUUGCAAAGCAUUCCUGUUUGAAAAGAAGAAUUUAAAAAAACAGAAGAAAAAUCACAAAACGCAAAAAAAUUUUAAUCUCUCAUCAACCGAUCAAAUUCAAAGUUAAUGUUUGAUCUUUACAUUUUUUUCGAAAAAAAUCCUUCUCUUCAUUUUUCUAAUAGUUAUUUUUACUUUGAAAGACCAAAUUUUUUUAAAAAUUAUUAUUAUUAUUGUGAAAAUGAUAAAAAUUUUUUUGCCGAAAAAAAUAUGUGCGUUAGAGCGCGAUUAACACUGUAGGGAAUAAUAAAUUUUUUUGAAGUAAAAAAAGUUUUUUUAUGGAUCUUUUAAUUGAAUUUAGUGUUCACUUUCAAUUAUAAGCUCUAGACGAACGGGAACUAUGACAAAACUUUUUAAUUAAGAAAAAUAUACUCAGUUAAACUUGUAACUCAAUUUUUUUCUUCGAAUUCAUCGAUUUUCCGGUCUGAAAAAUGAUUAUAACUACUAUAAAUUACAUGAUUAUCUUUAACAAAAAAAUAACAAAUACAAAAAAAUUUGAAAAAAAUCGCUAAUUUUCACCCACAUAAUCAUUUUUAUAUCGUUUUUCUCAUUUUGCACUUGAUUUUUUUUUAAUUGCUCAAUUUUGAACCUUCAGACCAGCGCCCAAGCGUCGAAGCGCCAUCUCAACUCUGAAAAGAGCCCAAAAAGUGGUGAAACGGGAAGAAGUCGUUGUUCUGGAGAGGAAAAGGCCGGCGCGACGUCGUCUUUCCACAACCCUUCUGCACGAUUUACAGCCAUCGGUUUUUAUUUUUUUGGUUUUCAUGAAUAUUAAAGCUUCCUUCUGAUCUGAGAAAGUUUUGACCACUUUGAGGACGUUUUAGUGGUCACUAUAGUAGUCGAAUUAGUGGCCACUUAGGAGGUUUAAACCAAGUGGCCUUCUUGUGAGUCUAAUGGUACUACUGGACUAAGAAAAUCUACUAUAGUGGCCGCUAUAGAGGAGGGAUUAGUGGCCACUUUAGUGCCCUCUCCAGGUAGUCCUUGAGAAGCCUCUUAAAUGGCCACUAUAGUUUUUCCCAAGUUGGAAAAGUGUUUGAGAGUUGAAAGUCCAAAAAAGCUUCGAGAAGAAAAAAGUUGAAAAAGAAGAAGAAAACGUCAAGCACAGCAUCCAAUUUCUCUUGUCAGAUACUAUUUCACGCCGUCUUUCGUUCCUCCUUUUUAUAGACCCUUUUUCGGAUCAAUUGAACCUUCUGCAAGAAAAAGAACUCCUUUCUUUCUUUAUUUACUUUUUUAAUAAAUUGAAGAGUAAAUUUCGAAACGUUACAUCACAAAUAUCAAAGGGUUACUUAGCUGUACUGGCAAAAUUUUUAGUGGCCACUAUAGAUGCUCGCCAAGGACUUGGAGAGGACACCAAAGUGGCCACUAAACCCACCUCUAUAGUGGCCACUAUUUUCCGUUUUAGUGGCCACUUCAGUAGUUUUUCAUGCAGUAUUCCUUCCAGUAACUCUGAUCAAUCAAUCAAUCAAAUCAUUUAUUUUGUUGGUUUAGUCAUAGAUGUAUCGACUAGGCGGUGAACAAGAACUUUGAAAGCUAUAACGAACAACCGCCUUUGGCGAGGGUCCUUCGUCUCGUCCUUCUGCGCGUAGUGUAUCCAGUUGCGCCUUGACGAGCUCAGAAUGUAGCGAAUGUUCUGCUGGAGCCCGGAGACCGUGCUCUAGAUGGAAGCCUCAGAAUGAGAGCUACCACUUCGAGUGAAGAUUUUACACGGAAUCUGAUGAUUUUACACGGAAUCUGAUAAUUUUAAAACAAACAGAUUUGACCAAUUAUGAUGAUCCAUUGACCCCUAAAGUGGCCACUAAAAUUUUUUGUGGUCUAGUAGUAUCACUUAGACCUCUAUAGUGGCUAUAAAACGUCAAAACUCUAUAGUGCUCCUCUUUGGAAUUAUAAUCAUUUUGUGAAACAGAAAACGGAGCUAUUCGCAAAUUUUUUUUCCAGCGUUUGUUCAGAGUAGGUUCAAAAAUUUAACAGGUUGAAUGUCGAUUAUUUUCAAAAAUAAAAAAACUUGCAAGGAGAUAGUGUAUCUAGUGAAUUUCUAUACAACAUAUUGCGAAAACACAAGAAAUUUGAAUGAAAUUGAUCGAAAAUGGGCAUUUUUUCGUUGUUUCGGACUCAUUUUUUUGGGAUUUUCUGUGUUCUUUCUUUAAGUGAAAAUGUAUUUUUUUCCAAUAAAAUGACCAAUUAGAAAGUAGAAAAAGAUGAAAUUUUUGCAGGUAAAUGCGCAGGUAGGCUUGGAAGACGGGCCGAUGGAAGGGCUAUCGGAGGAGGCCUCCGUCGACGACGCUUUCGGGUAUAUUAUUCAGAUAUUCAUCCAUUUUUGAAUAUAGUCCAUUCACGGCUAGCUAAAGGGCGUGGCCUGUCUGCUCUCUCUAUAAAUCAUGCGCUAUUUCUUUUUUUUUCGUCUCAGGACCUUUUUCCGAUGGCUCAAGGAGCCGUGAAUCGUUCUUUUGAAAAAAUCUAUUUUUCAUUUUAUUUUAUUCCAGAGUAAACUUUUCAUCGGCCCUUUUGGAGCCGACGACGCACGAUGUCCUCAGCCUCGAGAUGAACCAAUUGGGAGGUGAUUUAUCGAUUUAUUGAUUUUUGUUAAGAAAACCAAAUUGAAGAAGAGCUUCUGAAGAUUUUUGAAUGUGAAAUUGGAGCUGGAGGAUAGAAAAACUCAUGGUUUUUACUUCAAAUUGGAUUUUCACUUUUUAGAAAUUCAUAUUUUUCAUUCAAAAAAAUGCGAACAAGGAUGAAGAAUAAUUUUUUUUUUCAAGCUUUAAAUUUAUCUAUUUAAUGAUUUUUUUUGAAAAAAAAAAUAUACCUUGGCCUUAAAAAUAGUUUCCAAAUGCGAAGUUGGUCUCAAAGGAUGGAAAAAUUUAUCAUUUUUUUUCUUCCAGUUGGAUUUUUUUCUCAUUGAUAUUUUUUUGAUCGAAACUUUGAAAAAAAGGAAAAAGUUUUUUUCAAUUAUCAAAGUUAUUGAUUUUUUUCGAUUUUUCAUCAAAAUUUUGAGAGAAAAAUGCGAAAAAAAUUGAAAUUUUUUUCAAGUGUGAAAAUGGAUCUGAUGAACUGAAAAAAAUUGAUCACUUUUUUUAAAUUUUGUAUUUUUUUAUACAUAAGUUUUGUUGAAAUAAGAAAUAAAAAAAGAAAUGGAUCAUUUGUUAAAUUGGGAUCUUGAAAAGGGAAAGUAGUAUAUAUUUUUCAUUUUCGAAAUUUAAUUUUUCUUCCAGGCUACCUGGACCCGAGGGGUUUCGGUGGCGGAUCUCUGGAUUUUGACGAUUUUGGUGGGUUUUUUUGAGAAUUGUUCAAGUCUGGAAAGGUAGAAAAUAAAGAAAAAUUGAAGAAAAAUCGGUUGGAAAAAAAUUUUUUUUCGAUUUUCGCCUUUAGAAUGGUUAUUUGAAGACUUGAACUUUAAUCAAUUCUUAUAUUUAUUACAGCUCUUUGAAUAAUAAAAUUUUCAUUAUUUUUCACCUAAAUCAUUUUUUUCAGGCCAAUCCAGCUCGAUGUUCGAUCUUCCGCAUACGACUUUUUGACCCGCAUGACAAGCCUUUUUGAGCCUCCAGGUUUUUCAUUUUUGUCAUUUUUUUAUCAUUUUAAAAAAUUAUUAUCAUUGUUUCAAGCAGAAAGAAAGUUUUGCAGUGGAAGAACCUUUGAAAUUCGAGCCCCCCACCCCCGCCGCCACGUUUCGAACAACCACAAAGGUUCCAUUUUUUUCUUAAUUCAAAAACAUAUCCCGCAGAAUUCAAAAUAGCUAGAGAAAGAAAAAAAGAUAACUGAAUUUUGGAGAAUCAGAGAUAAUUUUGAGCUUUGCGGAAAUUAUUUUGAAGCGCGCAUAAUAAUUGAAAAAAUUCUCAAAUAACUCAUUUUUCCUGUUUCAAAUCCUCAUAAUUUUUUUUUGGAAGUUUUAGCUCUUUUUUCGCUCGCUCGUACAUGUGUUUCAGAAAAAAAUUUGAGGUUUUUUUGAUAAAUUAAAAAAAGGCAUGCUCUCAAUAAAUUUCGACUUAAUUGUUUUUUCAAUUUUUUUUUUGGAGAAGUCGUAUUUUAAUGAAAUUUUUCGGUAAAAGAAAAUUUUCAUUUUUCAAAAACGUUCUCAAAAACUUUUUGGCAUACUCUAAGGGUCAAAAACCAGAUUUUCCUGGAUUUUUGAGUUUUUUUCUCCAAAAAGCUGGUAUUUUGAAAAAAAAUUUUUUUAAGGGUUAUCAAUUUUCGUUCUUUUUCUUUUUCACCUAAUUUUUAUUUUUUUAUUUUUUUCAUGUCAAACGAAUUUACGAAUCGUUCGCGUUCAUGAGAAAUCAGCUUAAAUAUUUAUUUUGAAACUGUAAAGUGGAGUUGAUAAUUUUAAUUCAUGCCUUUUUUUCAAAGUAAUACCAGCUUAAUGCAAAAUUAUCUCUGGCUCUCCAAAAUUUAGUUAUAUUUUUCUUUUUCUGACGGCUAAUUUUAAUUUCGUAAAAUCACCUUGAACACGUAUAAUACAUAUAAUCCAUGUAAGAUAAAUAUUCAUUUUUUUCAGUUUUUUUAGAUUUUAUUAUCGCUUUUUUUCCAGACAGUACGAAACACCACGAGCCGUUCCGACUUACCCGGUGAAAAUGGCAGAUCCGUCGACUUAUUCCUCUUAUCCGGCGGUUCGAAACGCUCUUCAGUGGGUUUUCCAUCAAUUUUGAACAUAUUCGAAUAUAAUUUUCUAUUGGCGAUUGCGAAAAAACCAUCUUAAAAUUGGAAAAAUUUGGGAAAAAAAAUUUUUAGUGUUAUAAAUCGCAGAAAAUUCUUAAAAAAAUCGAACCUUUGGCGUUGCUUUUAUCAAGAAAUUCACUUUGAAAAUUUCUCAAUUUGAACGUAAAUAAUGUCUAGGAUCGCAAAAGAGCCAUCUUGAAGUCAUAAAAAAAUGUUUUAGAACAAAAAAUUUGUUCCCAAAAGGCAUUAACCGUCUAAAAAAAUACAAAAAUUUUUGGGUUAUUGGGUUACCGAAAAAAAGAAAAAAAUAUAAAAUUUAAAACAAUAUAGGUAAUCACUGUUUCAUAUCGAGUACAAAGGUAACAUUGCAACUUUUCAAUUGAAAAAUAAAGUUUGGUCCAAAAAUAUUUUUCUUUUUCUUUUUUUUCUAUAUUUUUCUCAAUCAAGUAAGUUUAUAAAGUUUUUUUCCCCCAUUUUAAUUUUUUUCCAAAUCUUUCAUUUCCCAGUUUUUCUUCAGAUCCACGCCGAUUUCCUCGAAGACAAUGAUACUAUCGACGUCUUCUAGCGUCAGAAGAUCGACGUCUUCUCGAACGGCGAGCAAAAAAGAACAACUGGACCCGCAAAGAGUCGAGGAUGAAGUGGCCAGGUACAAGAAAAACCUGAAGAUUCCACAAAAAAUGGAAAAUUCCAGAAACGUGUCUCAAAUUCUGUCGGCUACCAAACAACAGGAAGCCCAGCAGAGGUGGAAUUUCUUGUAAAUUCAUAAUUUUUUCCAUUUUCAGAAGCGGAAUCGCGCCGCCGACGCCGCCACGAUACGGAUAUUCGUGCGGGAAUUGCAACAAACACGUGACCAGCGCCAGGAAUUUGCAGGUUAUUUGAAAUUCCCGUUUCAAGACCGUGUAUUUAAGAUUUUAAGGUUUUUUCUGGUUUGAUUUAAAAUCGAUCAGAUGUAAAAAAAAAAGAAAAAUUUAGCCGUGAUUUCUUGAAGAUUUCUUUACCUAGGAACUCCAGAGUGGUCCCUAAAGAGACACCAACCCCUAUAGGGGAUACUAGAGCUUGCAAAAGGGGUCCCUAUAGAGGAAUGCUAGUCGAUAAUUGUUAUGAACUUUAAGCGAAGAAGCAUUUUCAUGGGGAAAAAACUGAAUAAAUAAGCGGUUUUUGAAUGAAAUUGAGAGACCCCUCUAGGGUCCACUUGAGCUUUAAGGACUCAGAGGUCGUACUUCAAACUCCUGUAGGGACCGCCCUGAUUUUACCCCUAUAGAGAUCAUUUUUUCGGCCCCAUACAGGGGCUUGAAUGCAUACAGUUUCUUGGUGAAUCUACUAAAUUAUUCGAUUCCUCAUAUUUGGAACUUUCAGCGACACCGACAGGCGUGCUACUCCGUCAAAAAGGUCCCAACUCUGGCCCCGCCUCCGUCCCAACUUCCGAUGACGUCAUCUACCUCGUCGUCCUUCACGUCGCCGACCUCCUUCAGCACGCCGAUGACGUCAUCCGGACAGGCGACGUCGUCGAUGCCGACGACGCCCGCCCCGCCGCACGUCUCCAUGCCGCCGCCGUCGGCUUCGACGUCGGGCCCGCCGAGCAACUUCCUCAGCUCGCCCAGUGCCGAUUCCAAGGUCUGGAGGGAGAGGAAUUGAAAGCAAGAAUGAGGAAACUCGAGAAGAUAAGGCGAUAG
Caenorhabditis auriculariae is the source of this 7819-nucleotide messenger RNA. The record is from the annotation of a GenBank genome assembly. NCBI's taxonomy places the organism in Eukaryota, Metazoa, Nematoda, Chromadorea, Rhabditida, Rhabditidae.